Ambispora gerdemannii is the source of this 1179-nucleotide messenger RNA. The record is from the annotation of a GenBank genome assembly. NCBI's taxonomy places the organism in Eukaryota, Fungi, Glomeromycota, Glomeromycetes, Archaeosporales, Ambisporaceae.
AUGCCAACAGGCGGAUUACCGGAAAAAACUCUAAAGGAAGUGCGAUAUCGGGGAAUCCCAUUCCAAGUGGGGAAAUACAGAUACGUGGGAUCACUAUUUCAUCGGAAAGAUACCAAUGCAACGAAGCACAAGUCACAUAAUGUUCUAGGCGCUGAAUUAAAAGUUUUGAUUCGGCACUUAAAACCAGGAACAAGGGCAAGCAAAAAGGCACUAGCGAUGCAACGUGAUUUGAAGGGAAGAAGAGUGUCUGGUCUUUACAUCACUGCAGCGUGCGUAUUUUGCUUUUUCGUGGGAACGUACCCCGCGACCGCUGGUCGAGUUGAGAAAAAUAAAAAACAUCUUGGAGGUCCACCUUCUUAUAAUACGAUACAAUUACACAACAUCGAAGACGAGGAGUCUAAUCCAACCGUUGAAGAACUAACAUUUGAUCCACAUAUUGCCACAUUACUCCUACCAUAUAGAAGAUUUCUUGAAGAAAUGAGGAAUCAUUACGUAGAACAAGAAUCACAACGAGGCCGACACUUAUCUAAUAUACUUAAGUGGUCUGUUGUGGAACAUUCUUUGUCAGCUUAUCAAGACCGGCUGUUGACAUAUGAUGUAAGCCCUGGCUUUAAAAGAUGGCUAGAAAGAUUAUGGAGAGUUCAUAUAAAGGAACACUACAUCAUUGAUACAGUAACGGCAUUAACUGCUAUUACUUCAGUUAUUUCCUACUCAUCUAUACCCUGCCGAGGUCCAGGGAGUAAACCAUCAGAAAACCAUAUAAAAUCACAAAUACGAUACUUAUGUAAAUUGGGAAUAUCAUCACCAAAUCCAGGUAAUGGUGGAAGCGGAUCAGCUAGAUCUGAUUUUGCUGCUGUUGUUUUCAAUGGCACCGAUCAACAGUUUCCCUUUUUUAUAGUUGAAUUUGAGACUGAUGGAUUUUCAGUACAUAAGGAUGAAAUAGUCGUGGCGGCAGAAGCUGCAUUCGAAUACAAUCGUAUUCUUGCAGCUGCCCACCAUUUAUCAGAAGAUGAAGUAAAUGCACUUCGCCUGCAUAUCGGUCUUAUAAAUGGAACAACCAUUCACCUGGGUUCAAUGAAGCCGAUCUAUGACGAAGAAAAAAAAUCUUUGAUCUAUGCCUAUGAAAUAAACAACAUCACUUUCAAUAUACCCAGCUCGCAUAAUCGAAUUGAUCACUAA